Messenger RNA from Tigriopus californicus, 2157 nucleotides. Its product is annotated as uronyl 2-sulfotransferase-like. The record is from RefSeq and is a predicted model, not a curated record. Gene Ontology annotation, cellular component: membrane. Lineage: Eukaryota; Metazoa; Arthropoda; Copepoda; Harpacticoida; Harpacticidae. The coding region runs from base 225 to 1226 and encodes 333 amino acids. Gene Ontology annotation, molecular function: sulfotransferase activity. The transcript has 5 exons.
GGUUUCAAGCGUUCUACUUAUGUUGUUCGUAAAGCUGAAGAAUAGUCUCUCUUAAAGGUAGUGAGUGCUCUUCUCGGACAAUUAUUGUUUCGAAUUUGGUACCAAGCUAAAAAACAUUCAGCCAUUCUCCAAGUGCUUGAGGCACAGCCAUCUCAAAGCAACCUCCAGUUGUUUGACUCACAAGUGUGACUUUGAGGAAUUCACAGGUGCAACAUUGAAAUAAUAUGCCGUUACCAAUCAACUCUUCCAUGGUUUCAACCGACUAUCGAUGUUGGGUCCUCUUGGUCCUAGGAGUGACAUUUCUCUUAACAAGUGUGCUAAAUUACCUGGACAAUUCCUUAUUGAUUUACGAACGUGUCAACUCAACUCAGGAACCACAAAUUGAUCAAGUACUAGUUGUGUAUGAUUUAGUACCAAGGGUAUCUGAUGAGUUUUCCCAAGAGCUCCAGGUAUUCGGACGGACUCGUAGGGCCAAAUUCAAUGUUGUGGAACUUAAUCACAAGCGGAAGGUCUUGUCCAGAAAAGAUCAGGAAAAACUCGUUAAAACAGUAUGGAGUCUGAACAGACCUGUUGCGGUGAUGGACUCGGUCAGAUUUGUGGAUUUCUCCAACUUCUCGAGCAUCGAUGUCCGGCCGUUAUAUUUCGCUUUGGUGGAACAUCCGGUUAGCAAGUUCAUCGAUUGGUACCAGAACUUUAUGAAUGCAAAAAGUACUUCACGUAUUAUCCGUCAAACAUUUUGUUUGGGGCAAUCAGAUAUUACCGCAUGUGUAGCGGAUCGCUUGGCCAUGGAUGUGAAUACGUGCUUGGAGAGCGAGGACAUCUUUUGCCGAGUCUAUCCCGAGUUCGUGGACGAUCUCACUAUCAUACCCUCUUUUUGUGGACAUCUAGAGCAAUGUGAGGAGCCAAAAUCUUCAUGGGCCCUUCAAAUGGCCAAAUUUAAUGUUGAAAAGUGGUUCCCAGCCAUUGGGGUGGCUGAGAAGUGGAAGGAGACUCUAAUAGUGGCCUCCAAAAGAAUCCCUUCGUAUUUUCAAGACAUCAUGGACUUUUCCUUAUGGUACCAAAAAGAGAGAACCAACUCCCUUCUUCAACCUUCAUAUCCUGACCCGUGGUCUAGACUCACCAGUCAGGCUCAAGAGAACCUCAAAACCACAUUAAAAGACGAGUUAGAAUUUUACGAGUACUUAAAGCAAAGAAUUAUCCGCCAAGCCAUUUUAUCAAAACAAUGAUGGACUAUUGAGGAAGAGUCUACGGUCAUUCUUAUUGUGGGUGAUAACAGUUUGUUUUAUGUGUUAGUCCAUUUAACUAUCAGUUGUAAAAACUAUGGAUACCAUAAAACCACUUGAUCAAUGAAAGCUCCAUGGAGGGACAAAAUCUAAAUCAUCCAAAUGAUAGAUUCAAAUGCUUUGGUAAUUUCUUAAUCCAACCCAUUUUUCUAUUGCUUUCCUAAUAUUCUCAUAUUUUGCGAUUACAUUGUCUAGUUAAAUAUUAGUAAUCAUCUUUCUUUUACAAGGAACAGUUUUCAGCGGUAUGAAGUUCCCUCCACGGCACGCAGAAGAAACCAAACGCCACCAUUGGAAACUUCUUUCGUGGCGUCGUGUUCACAGAUUCAAGCCACUCAUGAAGUAAAAAGACAUUCUGGAACGUCAAAUUUGGCUUCGAGGGGUUUUGAAGGAAAUUCAUACCGUGAAAACCGGUUCUUGUAAUAGAAAACUGUGUAUUCAAUAGCGUCGGCACACUUUGUAUGCAAUUUAUUCAAGUUUGGAUCUCAAAAAGUCGAUCGGUCAAGACGCCUUGCUUGCGUUCGCCAUUUCGUCAUGCCCUCUCGUGGGAAGAGAAGCUCGGGCAAGCCCUCACCCUUCUCUUUUUAAACUCGACGGCAUGAAAUGAGCGAAUGCAUUCAAGGUGUCUCGACUUUGUCGACUUUCUUCAAACCUCACUUCUAUAAACUACAUGCAAAGAAUGCCCCCGUAAUUGAUUAAAAAGCUAUCUUUUUUCUCUUGAACUGUUUUUGCCGAUUCCCAAACUUUAACGAUUCUGUGAAACUCUGCUCGUCAAGUCAUUCACCCCAGGAGCCAUUAAUUUCCCAAAUAUUAAAUUGUAAACGAAUUUUGCCAUUAGACUUCUAUAGAGUUACUGAAUUACAUUCCCGGAGCUUGU